UCAUGUGAUACUUUAUUUUCCUGUUUGACAAGAUGGCGGGAACAAGGAAGAGACUGCACAGAGUGGUCAUAGUUUUUUCAUUUAUUUUAUGCGUAACAAUAAGCUAUGUCAACUGUGUUGGAUGCAUUUCGCAAUCAAAUGAGCCAAUCGACUGGUUUAUUGCAUACAAGCUGCCUGGACAUCAGAAAGAAGUCCCAUUAAAUUCAUUUUUCUAUAUGGAUGCUAAAUCUCCUGAAUGGACCCUCUCAUCAAAAGUAAUGUCAGACAGAGGCCAGGCUAUCUACAACACAUUAGACCAGAUUUACCAAACAUCUUUCAAGAAUGUGAGCAAAGUAAAUUCAGAGUUGCUGUACUUGAUGUAUAAUGAUGAAGUACCAGCAUCAGCACCGUAUCACAGGAGUGAUGAAAAUGGACAUACCAAAGGUGUGAUAGCUUUUGACAGACAGAGUGGGUUUUGGUUGGUUCACAGUACACCUAAGUUCCCACCAGCAAGGUCAAGAGGUUAUGAUUGGCCAAGUUCUGCAGACAUCUAUGGACAAAGUUUUCUUUGUAUUUCUAUGGACACUUCAAAAAAUAUUGAUGAAAUAGGUAUCCAGCUACAGUACAAUUAUCCAGACAUCUAUGAUUAUUAUGUCCCAGAAUACUUAGGUUCCAAGUACACAAGUAUGACUGAUGCCAUUGCAGGAAAGCAUGUGACUAAAGAACCUUGGUACAGAGAGACUGAACUAACAUCACUUGAUGGUGUAACAUUUAAUUCGUUUGCUAAAUACUCCAAAUUUGAUAAUGAUUUGUACAGUGAUCUUCUUGCUACAAGGUUUAGCAGCUCGUUACUUGUAGAAACCUGGCAGAAUGGAGUGAAGAAGAUGUGCUCAAACUGUACUGGAAAAUAUAAGGUUUUCAAUGUAGAAACAUUGCUGUUUCAAAAGCAAGAUGUUCAAUUUAAAGAAACCCAAGAUCAUUCAAAAUGGGCUGUUACCAACUCCACAGACAGUAUAUGGACUUGUAUAGGAGAUAUUAACAGACAGGUAUCUCAAAUGAUGAGACCCGGUGGAACUGUGUGUUUCCAGAAUAAGUCAGUAUGGAAGAGUUUCCACGGUCUCAUUAACUCCUACCAUAACUGCGGUCCCUACAGGGAAUGUAUCCCACCUUAACUAGUGCUACAGUGCCAAAUAUAUAAAAUAUAUAGAGGAUAUUGAAUGCGUGUUGGUUUAAUACUAAAUUUAUUAGUUUAAACAUAUUUUAUUGCAUCAAAUACAUGUCAAAUAUCAUACAAAUGAUGACUAUAUAAAAAAAAAGCAAAUGGGUUGGGCAACAAGUUCUAGCAACAUUAGAACUUGUUACCCAACCCAUUUAUUUUUUUGUUAUAUACUCAUCAUUUGUAUAAUAAUUUAUUGGACAAGUUGAUUGAAAUCAUAUUAUAAGAGCCCCUGGAGAGCAUGAUUUUGUUUCAUUCAACAAGUUCAGUAAAUUUAGUAAUGAAUCUACAUGAACACAAUAUUCUUUUUAUCUCAUAGCUAAAAAAAAAUCUUUAACAUCAAAAAAAGAGUUAUUGUUUUGUUUUUGCGCAUAUAGUGUAAUUCUUACAUUAGAAUGCUUUUACAUUUUGUAUAAUGCAAAUGACAUCACCUGCAAUUGUCACUGCACAAGUGUAAUAUUGUUUUUCUGACAUUGCUUUAUUACACUCCUGCAACAUGGGUUAUGUUAUAAAUGCUUUUAUUAUAAUUCAUUGUAUAUGACUAUAUGUGCUUUACAUUUUCAUAGAUCUGAUUAUUUACUAAAAAAACUUUUGAAGCAUUUGAAAUAUUAUGUCAAGCCACUGAUAAAUCUGCUAUGAACAUUUGCAUUUACAAACUAAUUAAUAUAAUAAUAAUACUUUUAUAACUUAUUAAAAUGAAUAUUUUGGAUAUUACAAGAUUAACAUUAAGGUGCUGCUUACUUAAUUUUUGUCCAAGUAUUAUAUUAUAUUUUAAGUUUAACACCACUUGUGUGUAUGAUGUCACAGCUUCCUCUCCAUUUAAAUAUAGCUCUGUGAUAAUUGGACCAUUUCCAAAAUGUUUUGUUGAAUAUUAGAAUUUUUAAAAAAAGUUUAUACCCACAAAUGUAUUUGCAAAAUGAUAAUAGAAAUUAGAUGGUAGGCUAUGAUUGGAUUAUACAUGUAUUUUUAAAAAAAGACCAUAUGUAACGAUACAUUUUGUAUAGUGGUGUUCAACCUAUUACUGCCCCACUCAGGCAGUGUAGCCAUAUUUGUUAAUGAUUUUCUUUUAUAUUUAUUAGUGUAGUUGGUAAUAGGGUACAAAAAACCUUUUAUAUGAAUUUGAAAAAUUCUACUUAAAUUUCUGUAUUGUUUUCUACAAUGCUUUUUGUGUACUGAGUGAUGUUACAUGCAUUUAUCAUGUACAGUGCACUUGUUUAUGAUAAUUUACAAUGGACAGAGUUUAUUUUACAAUUUUUUUUUAUCAAUUAAGAUAAAAAAUAUCAAAGUUGUGUAUUCUGUCAUACACUGCAAUUCUUAAUUUUUAUUGCAUUUGAAGAAAUAUAUAAACAUACUUCUUUUUGAAAAAAUGAAACAAAACAAACAACAAAAAUAACCCUCAAUAUAUGGCAGUGAGUGAUAUACAAUGAAUGAUAUACAGUGAGUGAUAUACAGUACAAUGAGUGAUAUGCAGUGAGUGAUAUACAAUGAAUGAUAUACAGUGAGUGAUAUACAUGUACAAUGAGUGAUAUGCAGUGAGUGAUAUACAAUGAAUGAUAUACAGUGAUUGAUAUACAUAUACAAUGAAUGAUAUACAGUGUGUUUUAUACAAUGAAUGAUAUGCAGUGAGUGAUAUACAUGUACAAUGAAUGAUAUGCAGUGAGUGAUAUACAGUGAAUGAUAUACUUGUACAAUGAGUGAUAUACAGUGAAUGAUAUACAUGUGCAAUGAGUGAUAUACAGUGAGUGAUAUACAUGUGCAAUGAGUGAUAUACAGUGAAUGAUAUACUUGUGCAAUGAGUGAAAGAUAUACAUGUGCAAUGAGUGUUAUACAUUGAGUGAUAUACAUGUGCAAUGAGUGAUAUACAGUGAGUGAUAUACAUGUACAAUGUGUGAUAUGCAGUGAGUGAUAUACAAUGAAUGAUAUACAGUGAGUGAUAUACAUGUACAAUGAGUGAUAUGCAGUGAGUGAUAUACAAUGAAUGAUAUACAGUGUGUUUUAUACAAUGAAUGAUAUGCAGUGAGUGAUAUACAUGUACAAUGAAUGAUAUGCAGUGAGUGAUAUACAGUGAAUGAUAUACUUGUACAAUGAGUGAUAUACAGUGAAUGAUAUACAUGUGUAAUGAGUGAUAUACAGUGAGUGAUAUACAUGUGCAAUGAGUGAUAUACAGUGAAUGAUAUACUUGUGCAAUGAGUGAAAGAUAUACAUGUGCAAUGAGUGUUAUACAUUGAGUGAUAUACAUGUGCAAUGAGUGAUAUACAGUGAAUGAUAUACAUGUGCAAUGAGUGAUAUACAGUGAGUGAUAUAUUUGUACAAUGAGUAAAAAAUUAGUACUAUGGAACAUUUUUGUGGGUUUUAAUUUAUUUCAACUUUGAAACAAACAAUGCAGGUUUCUGACAACUAUUCUGUUCUAACAAUCAUUUUUUGCAUAGACAUGAUUUUUUUAUAUAUUUUUGCAGAAUGUAUGUUUAAUUACUGAUUCUGUAGAUUUAUAUGUGUGAUUGAAUAUUUUGUUACAGGUAUAUUUAGUAUGCUUUUACAUUUGUUAUUAAAUAAUUAUGCAUAAUGUUAUACAUUCAUUGUCUAAUUAUACGCUAAUACAUCAAGUGUGAAUGAGCUGUUUUUGAAAUAUUAUUCCUUUUGCUUUAAUGCAUCUUACCUAUCUAUAGCCUUAACAUGUAUCUGAACAAAUGUAGCAAGUAUGUUAAGAAAUUUACCUUUACUCCAGGUGUAUUUAUUUGAUAUGUUAAUUGUUAACAAAAAAGAUCUGUUUUAAGUGCCAUUAUCAUUGUUAAGUUUUUUUUUACAUAUUUACUCAGGUAUGUUUUGUUCAACAAUUUUGCCUUGAUGAAAUUUUUUUAGAAUUGUUUAUUAUUUGUUAUUAAUAUACUAAAAUCAAGCACUUAAUGGUUUCAGUUAAAGGGUAUUGGAUAAAAUUGGAAGCUUACUCAAAUUGACAUUGCCAAAACUGUUCAGGCCAGUGUUAAAAAAAAGAGGGUGUUGGCGUCACAGACCUGAUGAUGUAAAAUAUCACAAUUGUUUUUGUAUAGUAUAAUUUUGUAGCUGAUUAAAAUCAUCUUAAUCAUGUGCCAUAAAAGCUUUUACCACCUUUUUUGAUAGGUGCCAUUUUUUAUUCUUUUUGUACAAGAUUUGAUCAAUCAUUGAAAUCACAAUUACUUACAAUACAUGUAUAUGGUGCUACUAGUAAGUAUACAAUGUUUUGCAUAUAUACUCCUUGUUUUUCUUUAUAUGUACUCAUAAACUGUCAUGGCAUUUAAGUUAACUUUGAUAAUUAUUUGUUUUUUAAAGUACCAUUUCUUUUAAAUAUUCUUUUUCAUUUCAAUAUAUUAGUUUUAGUUGGUCAACAGUAAAGGAAUCUGGUAACACUGUACAUGUUGAUAUAUAAGCAGUUAAAAUAUUACUUAGCUAACCGUCAUGCUGUUGAAACAGAAAGUGAUAAGCCUUUGUAGAGUCAGGCCAGCCAGCAUUGCAUUAGUGGGGUAUGACCAGACUCUUUACUGUUGGCAAACUUGCUUUAAAAUUUCAUCUUGAUAUGCCCAACAAUAAAAAUCGACAUUUCCAGAUAUUGAAGCUGGACAAGUCCAUUUGAGCCACGUCACCACAAAACCAACAUAAUGCAUUUGCGACCAGCAUGGAUCCAGACCAGCCUGCGCAUUCGCGCAGUCUGAUCAGGAUCCAUGCUGUUCGCUAUCAGUUUCUCUACUUGUAAUAGGGUUUGUAAGCCAACAGCAUGGAUCCUGAUCAGACUGCGCAGAUCCAUGCUGGUCGCAAACCCAUUAUGUUGGUUUUGUCGUGAGUUGGCUCAUUUAAGAAAUUGAGCCAAUGUAUUGUUAUUAAAUAGGAUACAGAAUAUGCGAUGACUCAUUAUAGAUACAUAAGUCUGUUUUUCAAUUUUUUUCCCUGUUUUUUACAGUACAUUAAUAUUACACUAUAAUACCAAUAAUAUGAUAGUUUUUAAUACUCGUUUAUUUACUCACUUUGUGUAUAAAAGUGAUUAUAAAGGUACAUUAAGAAAAACGUUUAGUAAUAAGCAUGAUUGUGAAUAUUGGUAGAUUACAGGUGUCAAAAAGAGUAAGGUUUCAACGUUUUUCAAACUAAGGGAGAAGACCCAUUUUUGAUACUAUUUUUAUUUCAACAGAGUAAUUUCCCUUAUGAAAUGAGAGAAAAAUCGAGUAAAACAUAUAAUAAGCUCUACAUUGACUUUUUGUGCUUAAUGCCUUAAUAUCCUCUUAUAUAUAUACAUAAAUUUUCUGUAAUAAUUAAAAUUGCUUUUGCUAGAAAUACUUAUUUACACAAAUUAUA
Messenger RNA from Ruditapes philippinarum (Manila clam), 5515 nucleotides. Its product is annotated as plancitoxin-1-like. The record is from RefSeq and is a predicted model, not a curated record. Gene Ontology annotation, molecular function: deoxyribonuclease II activity. The coding region runs from base 33 to 1151 and encodes 372 amino acids. NCBI's taxonomy places the organism in Eukaryota, Metazoa, Mollusca, Bivalvia, Venerida, Veneridae. The transcript is spliced from 8 exons. Gene Ontology annotation, biological process: apoptotic DNA fragmentation.